AUGGACUCCCACCUGAGGCGCAAGGACACCACCAAAGGUCCGCCCCUGCGCAUCUUAUCACUAGAUGGUGGAGGUGUUCGCGGCUAUUCCAUGUUCCUGAUCCUGCAGGAGCUGAUGCACCGGACGUUCGUCGAAAUCGAAGGUCGGGCCCCCAAACGAUCCGAGAUACCUAAGCCAUGCGAUCAUUUUGACCUCAUUGUUGGCACUGGCACCGGUGGCCUCAUCGCCUUGAUGCUUGGCAGGCUGCGUCUGGAUAUCGAGACAUGCAAGGAACUGUAUGUGCGCCUGACGCGCAUGGUGUUUGAGACGGACAAGACCAUCGCUGGGAUUCCCUAUAGGUCCACGCUGUUCAAGGCGACCAAGCUGGAGGAGGCAAUCAAGGAGUGUGUCAGGGAGCAUACGGUGUAUGAACGAGAGGGCAACGACCUGUCUGAAACGAGCAGCACGUAUCCCAUGUCCACUGCCUCGCGAUCGAGCGCUGCCUAUCCGAGAAGGCAUUCGAGCAACGCGAGUGUGAUCAGCUUCAGCGCCAAGAGCCCAACAUCGCAGGCAGCAAGGCCCACCAUCUCCUCACGCUGGGGCAAUCCCAACGCCCGCUUGUAUGACGAGAGGGAGAACAGGACCAAGACUGCCAUUACAGCUGUAUAUCGAGGUACCCAACGAGGCGGCGCUCCGGCGCUUUUGCGAUCCUACGAUUCCAGAAAGGAGCCCGCUCCCGAGUUUGACUGCAAGAUUUGGCAAGCUGGGAGAGCAACCUGCGCCAUCGGUUUGGCUUUCAAGCCGAUUCAGAUCGGUCACUCGGUUUUCCACGACGAUGGCGCUGGUACCUUCAACCCUUCCAUCACUGCUCUGGACGAGGCAGUGGUGAAUGAGUGGCCCGGCCGUGAGGUCGGCGUAUUUGUCAGCGUCGGAACGGGAAAGCGGCCAAAGAGCAGUGAUACAAACUCGACCUUGUGGUACGAGGGCUUCAUGGGGGAGUUUGCCGAGGCCAGGAGGAGGUUGAUAGCCAAGAUUGAGGGCUGUGAGAAGAUUCAUGAGCUCAUGAAAAAGGAACACCUGCCCAAGCGGGGUGUCAACAUUGAGCAUUAUUACCGGCUCAAUGUGGAGGUGGGCGUGGGAGAGUUUGGCAUGAAUGAGUGGAACCGGCUGGCCGAAAUCAGUACCAAUACCCGGCGCUAUUUGGCGAGGGAGGAGGAGCAGAAGAUGGUACAGGGAGCGUCAUCGAAGCUGGCCAAGAUUCACUUCGCCAAGUUGCGGUGGGAGCGUCUCGGAUCCAUGAGUGCCGCAGAGCAAGAAAAGAAGUUGCCGGAAAUCUCGAUGCCUCUGGCUGUUGAGUUGCCAGGCGAUAUUCCUGUCUUCCCUCCUCGCACACCACCCAGUCGACAGUCGUACGAGUCUGGAAGCGACAUGCUUCCAAGGCCCGGUGUCAGCACGCCGUCCCCCAGAAGUUCAGGCGAGCGGUUCCCGCCUUCGCCGCUGGGCAUCACGCAGCCGUACUCGAGCGCCCCUACUCUAGCCCCUCCGCCGCCUCCCCAAGGUGGUCGCCCGGCUAAGCCUCAGAACAAUGACGACGCAGACCGGCUGACGGUGAAUGCUCCGACGCCCUCGCAGUACCGAACGGCGUCAGGCUCAGACAAGAUUGCUAUUGUGAGCGCGGAUGACUACCCUCGACGGUACCAAGAGCUUCCAUCACAGCAGCAGCCAUUACCAGAACGUGAUGGACCUCCCCCCUUACCUCCCAAAACACCGCUUCCCGAGAGGCAACAUUCAACCUCUGGGCGAGGAGCUGCUCCUGCGCUGCCUUAUCCCCUGGAUGAAGAUGCACCGCCGGCUGUGAACCUGGCCAGGAAACCAAACUAUGUGGCCAGAUAA
Podospora anserina S mat+ is the source of this 1872-nucleotide messenger RNA. RefSeq lists its product as uncharacterized. Gene Ontology annotation, cellular component: membrane. The transcript is spliced from 3 exons. Lineage: Eukaryota; Fungi; Ascomycota; Sordariomycetes; Sordariales; Podosporaceae. The record is from RefSeq and is a predicted model, not a curated record. Gene Ontology annotation, biological process: arachidonate metabolic process. Bases 1 to 1872 code for a protein of 623 amino acids.